This is a messenger RNA of Glycine soja, 1815 nucleotides long. RefSeq names its product protein LAZ1-like. Gene Ontology annotation, biological process: transport. The coding region runs from base 224 to 1684 and encodes 486 amino acids. The transcript has 7 exons. Gene Ontology annotation, molecular function: transporter activity. The record is from RefSeq and is a predicted model, not a curated record. NCBI's taxonomy places the organism in Eukaryota, Viridiplantae, Streptophyta, Magnoliopsida, Fabales, Fabaceae.
ACCCAGACAGAGGCGGUGGAGAAGAAACGUGUUGUGAUUGUAACGUAACGUAUUUGUGAUUUAUGAGGAGAGAGAGGUAAGUGGGAGAUUGCGAAUUGCGAUGCGAAAAGGAAAAGAAGGGUUUCCUUUCUCGAAUUGCUUCUUGUUUCUUCUUCUUCACCAGACGAUCCAGACUGACAGAUAAGAACAGGUCAGGUACACUGUGUGAUUGAGUGAGUGGUCAAUGAACUACCGCAGCAACAUUCUCAUCCAAUUGUUUUCCUCGCCUCCUGCAUGGGCAACUCUAAUCGCAGCUGCAUUUCUCCUCCUAACUCUAGCCCUCUCCAUGUAUCUUCUCUUCGAGCAUCUUUCCGCUUACAAGAACCCCGAGGAGCAAAAGUUCCUCAUCGGGGUUAUCCUAAUGGUUCCCUGCUAUUCUUUUGAAUCUUUUGUAUCAUUGGUCAAUCCCUCAAUCAGUGUUGAUUGCGAGAUUCUAAGGGACUGCUACGAAUCCUUUGCCAUGUAUUGCUUUGGAAGAUACCUUGUUGCCUGCCUCGGUGGUGACGAAAGGACCGUUCAAUUUAUGGAAAGACAGUCUCGUCUCUCUGUUAAAACUCCUCUUCUACAACAUUCUUCUUCUUCUGACAAGGCCACUGUCAACCAUCCCUUUCCUCUCAACUACUUCCUCAAACCCUGGAAACUUGGUCGCGCCUUCUACCAAGUUAUCAAAUUUGGCAUUGUUCAAUAUAUGCUAACGAAGGCUUUCACUGCUAUUCUCGCUGUAAUCCUUGAAGCCUUUGGAGUCUACUGUGAAGGAGAAUUUAAAGUAGGAUGUGGGUAUCCUUAUAUGGCAGUGGUUCUAAAUUUCAGUCAGUCAUGGGCUUUGUACUGCCUUGUUCAAUUUUAUACAGUUACAAAGGACGAACUGGCUCAUAUAAAGCCAUUGGCCAAAUUUUUGACAUUUAAAUCAAUUGUGUUCCUCACUUGGUGGCAAGGUGUGGCAAUUGCUCUCCUAUCCACCUUUGGUUUGUUCAAGAGUCCCAUUGCUCAAGGCUUGCAGUUCAAGUCAAGUGUCCAAGAUUUCAUCAUUUGCAUUGAGAUGGGCAUUGCUUCCAUAGUUCACCUGUAUGUGUUUCCAGCAAAGCCUUAUGAGCGAAUGGGAGACCGCUUUUCUGGAAGCGUUUCAGUUCUUGGAGAUUACUCAGCUGACUGUCCUCUGGACCCUGAUGAGAUUAGGGACAGUGAGAGACCCACAAAACUGCGUCUUCCUACUCCGGAUGUUGAUACCAAGAGUGGAAUGACAAUUAGAGAGAGUGUUUGUGAUGUUGUUAUUGGUGGUGGUGGAUAUAUUGUAAAAGAUGUGAAGUUCACAGUCCAUCAAGCAGUGGAGCCUGUGGAAAAGGGGAUCACUAGAUUCAACGAAAAACUACAUAGAAUCUCUGAAAAUAUUAAGAAACAUGACAAAGAUGGAAGAAGAACCAUGGAUGAUAGUUGCAUUGCCACAUCAUCACCUGCAAGGAGAGUGAUUCGGGGAAUCGAUGACCCCCUCUUGAAUGGGAGUGUCAGCGAUAGUGGGAUGUCAAGGGGGAAGAAGCACCGCCGGAAAUCUGGAUACACAAGUGCAGAGGGUGGAGGAGAGAGCAGUAGUGAGCAAAGUUUUGGGGGCUACCAGAUUAGAGGCCGUAGGUGGGUUACUAAAGAGUAACACCAAUGAUUUAGGGAACAACUAAUGAGUGGGAGGAACAUGUUUGGUGCAUGAGAACACUGGUUGAAAUUUUUUGAUGUAUAUCAUUUCUCCCCGGACGAAGAAGUCAUGAUAUUCUUGUGCCAUUGCUA